UCACGGGGGCGAAGCUGCGUUGCGUGCGGAACCGAGGACCCGGAAAAGCCUCCGUUCACCAGAAACAGCGACACAGACAGAAGCUCGGGUUUAGCGGAGAAGCGGCGGGUAAAUAUACAGCGCUCACCGGCAGUCUGUCCAUCAUGCUGGGUGGUGGAUUCAAAGCAGAGAGACUACGAGUCAAUCUGAGACUUGUCAUAAAUCGUUUGAAGCUUCUUGAGAAGAAGAAAACUGAAUUGGCCCAAAAGGCACGUAAGGAGAUCGCAGACUACUUGUCCGCAGGGAAAGAUGAGCGAGCACGGAUCAGAGUGGAGCACAUCAUCAGAGAAGACUAUCUGGUGGAGGCAAUGGAGAUCCUGGAGCUAUACUGUGAUCUGCUGCUGGCCCGCUUUGGCCUGAUCCAGUCUAUGAAAGAACUAGACCCUGGCCUUCAGGAAGCAGUGUCCACGCUCAUCUGGGCUGCUCCACGGCUGCAGUCAGAAGUCUCAGAGUUGAAAAUUGUUUCAGAUCAACUGUGUGCCAAAUACAGCAAGGAGUACGGCAAGCUUUGCAGGACAAACCAAAUCGGAACAGUCAAUGACAGACUCAUGCAUAAACUGAGUGUGGAGGCCCCACCUAAAAUCCUGGUAGAGCGCUACCUCAUUGAGAUCGCAAAAAACUACAAUGUUCCUUAUGAGCCUGAUGCCAUGGUUCAUCCAGAAGUGUGCCAAGGAGAGGAAGCUGACCUCAUAGAUGUGGACAGUGACUUCAAGAAGCCCGGUGGUGGAGGCGGAGGCGGCGGAGGCUUCACUGCUCCUCCUGCUGCUGCUAUGCCCAUGCCCAUGCCCAUGCCUAUGCCAAUGCCUACAGCCUUCAACUACCCACCACCUAAAGGAGCUGAGCCCUUUAAUGGUCCUGUUGGCACCUAUGAUGCCUUUAACAACUUCCAGCCUCCGGUGAGAGGAGGGCAGCCCCCGCAGCUUCCCAGCUGCCCCCCCACUUAUGAGUCUAUUGAUGAUUUGGCUAUUCAUCCAUCUGCUUCUCCCCAGGUUAUCCCAGGCCCAGGCCCAUCUUCACAGAUCUAUGAUAACAACGCUCUUCCUGAGCUGCCAUCGGUUCCUGACACACUCCCUGCCUCCUCCUUGGGUGGAAACACCGCGGCUUCGGACGACAUUGACUUUGACGACCUGUCGAGACGCUUCGAGGAGCUGAAGAAGAAGACCUAAUCCCCCGGUUUCCCCACUGUAUAUCCUGAUGACAGAAACCUUCAGGAGACGGAAAGAGCCUCGGCCAGAUAUUUGUCUACCCAAAUCUUCAUCUGCAGCAAUGAUUUCUAAGCAUUAAAGACAUCUGUGUAACCUUACCUCAUUCAAAAACACAGUGGUGUCUUUCUGGUGUACUUCUGGUGGAGGUUUACUCUUCUAAUCAUAACUUGGAAUGAAGGAUGCGACGAAGUUUGGGAGUUUAAUGGUUUGUGAGCUAUACUGAUGAGAAAUUUGUACACCAUUCUUUAGACUUUUCACUAAAAGCAAACUAUUGGUAUAGAACUAUAUAGAACCCCCCCCUUUUUUAAGCACUUUGCAUAUAAGGCUUUUCUGAGAAUGAGGAGAAUGAAUCAAUAAAGCUAGUUAUCUGUAAAUGUAGUAUAGCCAAUGCUUUGCCACACCCAGGUGAUAUGAUCGCAUCGUUAUUUAACCUUGUAUCGGCGUCACUGUCAAAGAGGAAGGAGUGUCACACGUGAGGAAUGUUUUCACUGUGUGAUUCCAGAGCCACAUUUAUUAUAAAAUAAGAAGAAUUUCAACCAAAAACUUCAACCUUUAGAGGGAUUGGUCUGUUUUAAGGGAGUCAGCUGUCUUUUUCUUGAGUGAUUUUAGAUGGGCUGGUUUUACCUGUUGUCAUUAAGAACACCCAGUAUGAAUGACCCAUAUAUACACACACACAAACACACACCCUGCACUGCGUCAUUCCUGAAUGGGGCUGAUCUAAUGUCAUGUGCUGAUGACUUGCAGAAUGCAGAAUGCGGGCUGGGAUGACUUCACUAGAGGAGUUGUAAACAACAGCAGUAGCAGCAGCAGGUUGGCAGACAUGCAUCAGUUGCUUUUAUAUCUACAGUCCUUUAAUUCAUUAUUUAUUAAUCUCAGAAUGUCAUUAGUUGAGCAGGACUGCUGUAGCUGGCUCUCAUAUUAUCAAACUGACAGAUUUCCUUGAACACAUUUUGUGUGUUUGGGUUAAGGUUAUUGGAAGUUUCACUUUCAGUUCAGUGAGUAUACUGUGGUAAAGGCAGCGGUUGAAGGUUAGUAAAAGUAAGUUAAAUUUGAUUCAGAAGCUUUAAUGGAAGUUUGGAAGUGUCUCUCUGGAGGUUAAGAGUUUAUUACACUCCUUUUUUUAUUUUUAGUACAUUUUGCGCUCUUGCACCAUUGCAUUUGCAUUCGCAUUUGCAUUUGCCUUCACAUUCGUUCCAAUUUCCUCAUCUUAGGCCUUGCUAUGCUACUCCUCACUCUGUUGGACGUGAUAAUGCUGUCAGCUGGAGCAGUGAAUGACAUUCAGAUUGCAGAUCUCUAACUGUGUAUUAAUUAUCAGUCUUUUCUCCGGUGGAGGUUCUAAUUUUAUUUUGUUGGUUCCUGUUUGUUUAUAUAAAUUCGCCUUGCUUUUUUUUCAGAUAUAUGUUUGCAGUAGUUGUUGACUGUGAGUUUUGGUUGAUGAAGUUUUAUAUGUGUAGUUGCUCUGCUAUCGGUGUUCAUUCCUUUUUUCUUUUUUUUCUUUUUCCCUCUCUUUUUCUUUCUUUAUUUUUGCCCUCUCAAAAAGCGAGAACUGUAACACUACUGCGCAGUAUGGGGAAAUGCAUAGAAUGCUUACUUCUGAUUUUAACAUGUAUUGAAGGCGUAUCAGAUGGUCAUAUAAUAAUAAUAAUAAUAAUAAAAGUAUAUUUGCUCAUAACCUUUCUCACGCUACUUCUAAGUAAUGAUUUUAUUAAAGGACUACUUUGAGUGA
This is a messenger RNA of Astyanax mexicanus (Mexican tetra), 2970 nucleotides long. RefSeq names its product IST1 factor associated with ESCRT-III (gene ist1). The record is from RefSeq and is a predicted model, not a curated record. The transcript has 10 exons. Gene Ontology annotation, biological process: protein transport. NCBI's taxonomy places the organism in Eukaryota, Metazoa, Chordata, Actinopteri, Characiformes, Acestrorhamphidae. Bases 144 to 1205 code for a protein of 353 amino acids.